AUAACUGCAUCAUGGGAAAACAAAGCAACAUUUUGGAGAAACUGGCAGGGACCUUUCGGAUCCGACAUGUGCUGCUCCGCCAGGCCCUGGCAGAAUGCCUGGGAACCCUUAUUCUGGUGAUGUUUGGUUGUGGUGCAGUGGCACAGCUGGUGCUAAGCAGAGGAUCCCAUGGCACAUUCCUCACUGUUAACUUUGCCUUUGGAUUUGCUGCAACAUUGGGCAUCCUUGUGAGUGGACAGGUCUCAGGUGGUCAUCUGAACCCAGUGGUGACCUUCUCGCUGUGUUUACUUGGAAGAGAGCCUUGGAGGAAGUUCCCGUUGUUCUUUUUCUUCCAGACUCUUGGGGCCUUUAUGGGCGCAGGGAUCAUAUUUGGCAUGUAUUCCGAUGCAUUAUGGGACUUUGGCCAUGGGGAGCUGAUUGUGGUGGGGAAGAAUGCCACAGCUGGAAUUUUUGCCACAUAUCCAUCCAAACAUCUCACCCUGGUUAAUGGAUUCUUUGAUCAGAUUAUUGGCACAGCUGCACUGAUCGUGUGCAUCCUCGCUAUAGUUGAUCCACACAACAAUCCAAUCCCUCAAGGCCUGGAGGCCUUCACUGUAGGCUUUGUGGUGUUGGUCAUCGGCCUGUCAAUGGGAUUCAACUCUGGGUAUGCAGUCAACCCAGCCAGGGACCUGGGACCACGCAUCUUCACAGCGCUUGCAGGCUGGGGUGGAGAGGUUUUCACUGCGAACACCUACUGGUUCAUUGUGCCUGUCUGUGCCCCCUUCUUGGGAGCAGUGGUGGGUGUGCUGAUGUACCAGCUAAUGAUUGGACACCAUUUAGAAGGAGAAGUGCAAGAGAAGCAGGAGGAGAAGGAGGAGGAGGAAAGAUUGAAACUUUCCAAUAUUACAACCAAUGAAGAGGCAUGA
Molecule: messenger RNA, 905 nt
Organism: Toxotes jaculatrix (banded archerfish)
Lineage: Eukaryota; Metazoa; Chordata; Actinopteri; Toxotidae
Gene: aqp3b
Product: aquaporin 3b
Exons: 6
Coding region: 12-905 (297 amino acids)
Biological process (GO): water transport; glycerol transmembrane transport
Cellular component (GO): plasma membrane; basolateral plasma membrane
Molecular function (GO): urea transmembrane transporter activity; water channel activity; glycerol channel activity
Source: RefSeq, a predicted model, not a curated record